Messenger RNA from Syzygium oleosum, 637 nucleotides. RefSeq names its product auxin-responsive protein SAUR67-like. The transcript has a single exon. The record is from RefSeq and is a predicted model, not a curated record. Gene Ontology annotation, biological process: response to auxin. NCBI's taxonomy places the organism in Eukaryota, Viridiplantae, Streptophyta, Magnoliopsida, Myrtales, Myrtaceae. Bases 79 to 504 code for a protein of 141 amino acids.
CUUUGGCAUUUCAAAGCCCUCAAGAUCAGAAACACAAUCUCCUAUUUUGUUCUUCGUCCACAUUACAUUACAGAGAAAAUGACCAGUCCGAAGCAGUUGGUCAAGAUUGCAAGAAAAUGGCAGAGAGUAGCUGCCUUGAGAAGGAAAAGGAUCUCAUUUCCACAAGUUGAUGGAGACGGGGAAGUGCUAGCUCAUAGAGGACAUUUCGUCGUCUAUUCCAUUGACCGAAAGCGAUUCGUGUUUCCAAUUAAGUACUUGAACAACUGCAUCAUUCGAGAGCUGCUCAAAUUAUCCGAGGAUGAGUUCGGGCUUCCUAGCAAUGGACCGAUCACUUUGCCGUGCAACGCCAUGUUCAUGGACUACAUGGUUUCAAUGAUCCAGCAGCGUGCCAAUGCGGAAAUCGAGAAGGCUCUCCUUAUGUCUAUUACAGCCAACACAUGCUCACUUUCUCACUCUCUCCAGCAGAACCACAGUGGACAACAAUUGCUAGUGUGUAGUCAUUGAAGCUCUGUAUUUAUGGUUUUCCCUUUCUUGUAUAGAGGCUUUUUGGAUGUACAUAAUUAGAGAAUUGCAUGAAAAUUGCAGUUCAUAAUUUGUAGCUCGACAGAUUCAACUGAAAACGGAUCCUUCACUCCUA